GUUCAGUACUGUCAGUGGUCGGUGCUGGUGUCCUUUGAACUACCACAACCUCUGAUCAGGAAAAUGUCGCGGAAUAGGAGAACCGUGAUAAUAUUCGCAGGUUUUGUCACAGCGGUUGCAGCCGCUUUCUAUCCGAUAUUGUUUUAUCCUCUCUCACACAUAAAUGAGUACAAACAAGUUCAGACGGUAAACCGAGCUGGGAUCAAUCAAGCGGAUGUCCAACCUGUAGGUGUAAAGAUAUGGUCUGACCCAUAUAAGACCAAGUGAAGGCAGCGAUCGCUGGUGCUGGGAUGAGGAAGAGAUGAAGAAAGGCAGAAAUCUGAGUGGUUGCCCGGUCUGUGUUGAUUUUUAAUCAGUGCAAUGGUGCUUAUGGGAAUCAAAGCUCUUUUUUCAAAAAAGAGUCCAAGAGCCAUGUUAAAAACAACAACUUUGUUUCUGCAUCGGACUGUUUCAGAUUAACUGUUUCCCAAGGGUCAAGGGGCAAGCAGAGGAUCAGAAAAUGGAUAGAUUGGUAUUAUAGUGUUUACAGUUUGUGGAGGGUGCACCGAUUUAAUUAGUUGUCCCUGUUCAGUAAAUGAUGGAAUUGUAGGAUUCACUACUUUCUCCAGUAGACUCACCCCUUUAUUUGAUUGUUUUAGGCUGUGACUGAGAUGGAUCACAAUUUACUAAAUACCUUGUUCUCGUGUCCAAAUUCCAGAAAUAAAAUUUUACACAUUUUAGGACACUGGAAAUAUCCCAUAAUCCUGUUAUGAACAAAGGACAGUAGUUAUAACAUUUUAUUCACUUCUCAUGCCCAUUGUGCUCUCACACACUGAAUCAAAAUCCAGGUUAAACAUUAAAAGAAUAAAACCGCAAAAAUGAACCAAACAGAAAAGGAUUUUUUUUUUAAAUGUUAAUGACAGAGAUGUAUAUAUUAUCACAAACAUGUUUUUUUCUGUUUUCACAUAGUGGAUGAAGAGAUAACUGAAAUCAAGUAGCUUUUCAGAAUAGAAAGAUGAUUGUAUAAGAAGUAAUUAAAUCCUGGUGUUGGCUAUAACAUACUCAGCCACCAGAGGGCGGUGUUUGACCAAAGAUGCAAUGGGAUGAAUGUUUGUCUGUUGUUGGACAAGGUUUAAAUAAAACCCCAAAUUAUGGGUUA
Messenger RNA from Conger conger (European conger), 1138 nucleotides. It is a transcript of the gene smim20, whose product is annotated as small integral membrane protein 20. Gene Ontology annotation, biological process: mitochondrial respiratory chain complex IV assembly. Lineage: Eukaryota; Metazoa; Chordata; Actinopteri; Anguilliformes; Congridae. The transcript has 3 exons. The coding region runs from base 64 to 267 and encodes 67 amino acids. The record is from RefSeq and is a predicted model, not a curated record. Gene Ontology annotation, cellular component: mitochondrial inner membrane.